This is a messenger RNA of Amphimedon queenslandica, 3164 nucleotides long. RefSeq lists its product as uncharacterized. The record is from RefSeq and is a predicted model, not a curated record. The transcript has 6 exons. NCBI's taxonomy places the organism in Eukaryota, Metazoa, Porifera, Demospongiae, Haplosclerida, Niphatidae. The coding region runs from base 13 to 3021 and encodes 1002 amino acids.
UCUUGCUGCAAGAUGGAAAUGUUUUGGUCAGCACUUUGCUUUCUUGCCUUUGUGAAGUCAGAUUCUGCAUCUCUGGUAAAUCUACAAAGUAAUAAUGGAAGAGAGUUUUAUUUUGGUUUUAUGUUACCAGUGUCUAGUUUUAUAAACCCAGUUGUCCUUGUGGACACCCUUAACACUUCCACGCGCUUCUCCAUUGAUUAUCCAAAAUCAAGGAAUAUUUCUAAUGUAGCUUCUAACAGGACUCAUGCAUACCUGUUCGUCAUGGAGGCAUCUAGUUUUUUUCCUCAACAAAUAAAUGAGUAUUAUACAAUGAAUAGCAAAGAACGUAAUAAAAGCUUUCGUUUGACUGUCAAUGAUAGCAGCUCUAAGAGUGUCUCCAUUAAAUGUUUUUUACGUGUUGGAAAUGCACAGCCAACUUCCUCAUAUUUAGCACUACCAUAUAUGGCACUGUUGGUUGAUGAAUAUGAAUACUAUGCCAUUUCUAUCGGUUCGGACUCUGGUUCCGAUGAAUGGAGUGCAUUACUGAUAGUUGGUAAUAGAAAUGAUACAGAGCUCUACAUAACUCCUACCGUAAAUGUGAGUCUCCCUAGAGACCUUCAGGACCCAGAUUCGGAAGAAAUUCUAAUCCAAGCUGGAGAGACAUUUGGAGCCACUUUGCAUUCUAUGCAAACUUUACUGAUAAGGAACAGGACAAAUAUAACAGGAACAAGAGUAGUGUCAAAUAGACCAAUUAGUUUUAUUAGUGGUCACUCUGCUGGAACUUUAGUUGCCAAUAAUCGCGAGCCAGUUUCGCAGCAACUGCUACCAACUACUCUUUGGGGAAAUUCUUUUCUCCUUGUGCCAUUUGUACCGCAAAACAUUGCGCAAUAUUUCAGAGUAUUGGCUUCUAUUAAUGAAACGGGAUUCACUUACUACUGCAGCAAUAAGCAAGGUUCAAAUGUCAGCAAUAUAUCUUCCGGCGAGGCCUAUAUGUUUUACGUGCCGCCACAAAUUCAAUGUUACUUGGAAGCAGAAAACCCUGUUUUCAUUACGCAGUAUCCUGAUAUUAGUAAUACUGAUGAAGGGGACGUUACCAUGAUAACUGUAGCAUCAAUGAACCAGUAUUCAAAUGAACUCAUAAUAUCACCAUUAAGGGCUAAUGGGGGUUCACCAUUAAGUCAUUAUGUUAGCAUUUCUGUACCAAUUGAACACUUCAAUGAAGAACAGAUCCUUUACAAUGACAAGCCAUUGGACACUGAAAAAUGGAUUCCCAUUAAUGACUCUACUGAAAUGAUUGUUGGCUAUAGCUACGGGUUUAAAUUUUUAUCAGAUGAUAGUUUAGAAACUCAUUAUAUUUUACGUCACUCUGAUCCAAAGGGUAGACUAUUUGCAAUGGUGUAUGGUUUUGCAGCUGGUAGGGCAUACGGAUAUCCAGCAGGCUUAGCUUUUCAACCAGAAAACAUUCUUGGUAUAAAAUUCUCUGAAGACAUGUAUAAUGUGAUUGAAGGUGACUUUAUCCUAUGGCUACCAGUCAUAAGACUAAGGCCUUAUAGUCAAAACAUCUCUCUUGCAUACUUUAUUGAAAAAUUCACUGAAAAUGGUUGGGCUGUUCUUGAGCGCGGACUUUUGACUCUCUUACCGUCUGAUGAUCGAGUAAAUGUCUCAGUUCCUAUAACUGAAGACAAGGUAGUUGAAUUGACUGACAUGCUAAGAGUUAGACUGUACUCAAUGCAAGAAGAGCUGAAAGAUACUUAUAUAUCUGCAUUUGUUAAUAUUGUGGAUGAUGACACAUACACAAUUGGGAUAUUAGAGCUGAGUUAUAAUCAGGAAAUGAAGUUGUUUAUGAUCACUGUUGGUGCUACUGAUGGUGAAUUGAUGUAUGGUGACUCUGUAGUUCUGUAUUUGAAUGCAACAAUAACUUAUCCAAAUGGUAGUCAACUCUUACUCCCAUUGGACUAUAAUCAAAUGACGUUUGGGACCUAUAGCUCAAGGUUUUCGCUCGAGUUUAAAAUAUCUCACUGGCUGCCUGAGAAUGAGACAAUAAGCAAUCACUCAAUAACGUGUGAGCUCUUUAAAAGUGAUAAUAAACCAGAGAUCAUAUUGGAUCCGAGUAGAAGUAGACUACUUCUCACUUCAGCUAUGCACAGUACAACAACAUCACAGCCAGCAACCACCAGUUCAACAACCAGCAGUUCAACAACUAGUAGUUCAACAAUUAGCAGUUCAAAUGGACAGCAUUAUACUGCACUACCUAACAUUACAAGUAUCUCAGUUGUCCAUGUAAAUAUUACCAUGAUAUCAACAGUAAUAAUCUAUGCUACCAAGAUAGUUACGGUGGCACCUAAUACAACCAGUCGUACUACAUUACCAACAUCUACUACUGAUACUUCACCUUUCUCUUCUUCUAUUAAUACUUCAGAUAUACUGCUUCCUUCCAUGGAGUCCGUUCCUUUGCAGUCUUCAGUAAGCCAUUCUCCUCAUCACUCGCCAUUAUUCUCAGACUUAUCAAGCAAAGCUACAAGCACUAGACAAUCUGUUAUACUAACAGCAUCGAGGACAAUUAGUAAAACACCUAUUACUGGAGGCUCCAUAGGGAAUGAUUCAUCAUCAAUGAUGAACCUCUAUCUAUCAAUAGGAAUCAUUGCUCCUUGUGCACUGAUACUAGUCAUUCUUUCUGGUGUCAUUUGCUAUUUCAGUGGUAAGCGGAGACAGAAGGGGUACACUAUUCGCGAUCGGGCAAAUACUGAAACUCAACUUGAGUUAUUGGAGCGGUCAAGGGUUGUACUUACUGGUGCAUCUGGAAGCAGUACUCUUGAGUCAGCGGCUACUCUACCAGCUGCUCCAGAACCAAAUGAUACCCCAACGAAACAAGAAGCACAGGACUCUCCUGCAGUACCUGCACCAAGUCCAGUUUAUGACAUUGCCCUUCGUGAGUCUACAAUCAGCACUUUUAAACCAGAAACGGAAGCUACUCAAGCUUCACCACCAGCUCAAGAUAUAGAGCUGCAGGCGAUUCAGAAUGAUUAUGAACCAAUAGCAUAACUCACUUCUCUUUCUUUCUAUGAACCUUUUUUGUAGUUUUUGUAUUAUAUUGUCAUCAUUUUAUGGCUUCUAUUUUUUGUUCAUUUUUGCAGAACUUUUCUAUUAAAAAUGCUAGAAACUAGACUUCAUUUUGUGUACUUUAA